GAACCGGAAGUGCUGCUCUUGGACCGCAGCGCGGAGAUUGAUUCACCUUCACCUGGGCAGAGCCCCAGCAGAACCGAAUAGGAGCGGUAAAACAUGAACGGAAGAGUGGAUUACUUGAUCACCGAGGAGGAAAUCAACCUUACCAGAGGACCCUCAGGGCUGGGCUUCAACAUCGUCGGUGGGACAGAUCAACAGUAUGUCUCCAAUGACAGUGGGAUCUACGUCAGCCGCAUCAAAGAGAAUGGGGCUGCAGCCCUGGAUGGGCGGCUCCAGGAGGGUGAUAAGAUCCUCUCGGUAAAUGGCCAGGACCUAAAGAACCUCCUGCAUCAGGAUGCUGUAGACCUCUUUCGUAAUGCAGGCUAUGCUGUGUCCCUGAGAGUACAGCACAGGUUACAGGUGCAGAAUGGACCUCUUGCACAUCGAGGUGAAGGGGAGCCAAGUGGCAUUCCCAUGGCUAUGGUUCUGGUGCCAGUGUUUGCCCUCACCAUGGUGGCAGCCUGGGCUUUCAUGAGAUACCGGCAGCAGCUAUGAAAAGUUUGCUUUCCUCCAGUGCUCCCAUUGAAGAUACAUUUCUCUGGCCCUCCUCCACUACCAUUCUACCAUAUCUUUCUCUCUCUCUACGUAGCCAACACAUGAUUUAAAGUGACCAAUGCCCACCCAUAACUUUGCGGUUCAAAAUCGCCAAAUAUUCAUAUUUUAAUGGGAGAGUAAAGAUAUUUUUUGAAGGAAAGCUGAACAAAUAUUGCUUAGAGCAAAAGAAGAGAUACAUAUUUCAUUAGGCCUUCUAAUAGAAAUGUCAGCUGCCAUCCAAAGAGAGAGAGGUCCUGACUUCCUGUCACCAUGGGUGAUACUUUAUUUCUAAGCUGGCAUGCCUCAAAGACCAGCUGUAUGAUAUGAGAGGAAGAAAGGAAUUUUCUUUAUAAUGAUCUUCCUAGGGAAAUUUUUGUGGCCUUUAUUUAAUUUCUAACUACAUACCUGGGUGCCUAUAUUAAACAAAGAAGAGUGAAAAGAGCAUUUUUACUUUUUUUUUACAAGGUAAAUACAUAUAUAAAGUACACAUACAGAUACAUGUAUGAUAGUGUAGUAGUAAUGCCUUAUGAAGAACUGAAGAGGUGAGGUAGUUGCUCUGGUUUCAAGGUUUCUGAUCUAAGGCAUGACCUUAAUUGAAGAAUUUAAAGAGAUAUUUGUAAGCAUGUAUAGUGGGAACCAGGGAGUGAGCCUUAAAAGAGAAUGCCCAGUCCAGGGCACUAAAAUACUCACUCAACCAAUUAAAGUUCUUGGAAGGACAAAAUUUCUUCUCCUAAUAGCUGUGGUGAAACUGAGGCAAAUUUCCAUAAUCCAGUUCUCAACUCAAUCUUUAAAAAAAAACCUUUCAGGUAUAAAGAUAAAUAACAGUAGUGAAGAUAAAUACGGAACCCUCGGGCUUCACUUUUGACAUUUGUGGUACCUCACAGGGCUGUGAAAGUGUCAGCUGGAAUGAUUGUGGUCAGGGCUGUGACAAUAGGGCCAAAGCAACCCAGCAAGAAAACUCUCGAAGGACAAAAGACAGUGCCUCCCAGGGUAGCACCUGAACCCUCUCAAGCUAGUUACCAUGUUUUUAAAUUUCUAGUACUAGGCAAAAUUUGUAAGAAGGAACUGCAUCUCGGCCAGGAGGGGCAUGAAAUCAACUCUGUUUCUAAUUGAGUUACAGUGGAAGGGCCUUACUGCUAAGCUUUAGUUCUAAACACUGGUGAUGGCCUUUCAUUAAUAAAUUGUUUCUCAGGAAAAGGAAGGGAAAGUUUUCUGUUGUUUCAGGGUGUAGAGAAAUUUGGUGGAUAUUUCAUGGGGAAACCCCAGAAGGAGGAUAUGGAUGCUAGAGAAUACCAAAAAUGUGAUGUCCUUAUAACCAUGUUGGUUUUAAAGCACGGAGGACUAACAACCAUGGUUAAUGUUUUGGCUUUUAAAAAAUAAUUUUAAUUGUCUAUAUACUGGCCAGACUGUAAGCCUUAUAUCAUUCUGACAGCAACAUUAUGAAGACUUUACUGCAGUCUGGCAAUUAUUUACCAAAUAUUGACUCAACAUCAGCAUUGCCAAAUACUUUUGCAAAGAAGUAAAAUGUAUAGCCUCGUUCUAAAGAGCUUUUUGGUUUUGGUUGGAAGAGAAUACUUAGAAUUAGCCACGUAGGUAGAGCAGUAUAAGUUGGUGUCAAAUUUAUAUCAAAGAUAGCAAAAGAAAAAAGUUACUGCGAACUAGGGCACUUGAGAAUGUCCCAUAGAGAAGGAACAAGUUAAGGUGACCCUUGGGGACCUCACAGUUUAAGAAAAUUCAUAAAUAGUUAAUUCAUAAAAAGUUAAAAGCAUAUCAUUAAGUUAAUAAUUGUAAUUAAUAAUGAAAACUGAUACCAAGCACAAAUUGAUGCAGUAACAAAGAAGUUAUGCAGGUGACCAUCUUUUUUUUUUUAAGGAAUUCAGAAAAAGAAAACUGUCUCGUAAUGGUUUCAGGCUACCUUGGAAAGGGCAAGGUUUUGAGAUUAAAAGGUCCAGUAAGACCUUGCUCUGUAUCAACUGUUGAUAUAGGGAGAAACUUGUUUUAAACAAUCCUGACAUGUAUACCCUUUGACCUGAGCUGUUCAGCACCCCCUGAGACUUACUUAGACAAGUGGACUCAUCUAGAUUCCAGAGAGAAACACUGACAGUAUUCGAGUUCUCAUCUUUGCCAGCCCCACUGUGGAGGUACUACCUCUAGGUCCUCCCUGUCUUUGAAGGCACAUGUAGCAGCAUCCACAAAGGGCAUGCUUACCUCCCAGAAGUCACCUCAGGAUUUGGACAGUAACUCCUGGGAGGACCUUGAGACACACAGACUGAAGCAAAUGACAAGCAGGAAAGAGAGCUAUUUAGUUUUUUGUUUAUUGGUAUAUGUAAAUUUAGAAUACACCUAUUCCAUCAUUAGUAGAGGCUUUGCUUUGGCUGAUAAUGGAUUCUGAUGCACUUUGAUGAUUUAGGUUUUCUUGGAAAUUAAAGACCAAAAUAUUAAUGAUUUAGGCAAAUAGACUAUUCAAUUUAUUAUUCUGAUUUUGUGAAAACAAAUUAUUAUCAUAGAUGAGGUAUUAGAAUCUAUUACAGGUUGUAACAAAAAAAACCUCAUGUUCUUUAAAGAUUAUAUCUAAUUAGAUUAUAUCUAGUGUUCCUCCAGCUAAAUUAUUAUGUUCAACAUUUUGAAAAUUGAUUGGAAGUAUUUUUAAGACCUGAUACUGAAAACAUUUCUCUGUAUUUAUCAUUUUGUGUUAUGUAUAUAUAAUUCUAAUAAGAUAUUGUUUGUUCCAGUUGUCUCUGUUUGCUUUUCCUGCAGAGUUUUAACUUGUGUGCUAUUGAUUUAAUGUAAUUACACCUUGUAGCUAUGUAUAAUAGAAAAAGGAAGUUAGUAUUUGUUAUUGCGUUCUGUGCCAGGAACUGUAUCAAGACCUUCUUGUCAAUGCCUCACGACUUCGAGAUUUAAGAACUGAUAUAAAGAUCAGAGAAUAAAUUAUUUUCCUAAGAUUUCAUAGGUGGUGAUAAUGGAAUCAGGAUUUUAACUCGAGUGCCAGCAUCAAUAAUAUGACCUUCCUGGUACUGGUCCUCUAAGCAAGGUCUGUGGACAAAAGCAUCACCAUUACCUGGGAAAGCAAAUUUUGGGGCUUCAUCCUGAUCUCCUGAAUCAGAAACUCUUGAAUGUGGACCCAGCAAUCUGUGUUUUAAAUAAUCCAAGUGACUCUGAUCCCCACUGAGUUUGAGAUUCACAGCUCUGUGCUGAUGCGUUCUGCCUUUUGUCAAGUAGAAUCACCUGGAACACUGGUAAAAGUCUUUAUGCCCAGGCUACAGAUCAAAUUAAACAGGACUCUCAGGCAGCAAUAAAAUAAAGUUCAUCAGAUGAUUCCAGUAUGCAAGCUCAUAAACAUUCUGUGGCAUUUAAACCUGAUGAUAUUUACAUUCAAUUACAUAGAGACAUGGCUGCAGCUAAAAUUAAGAACUUCAGAGCCCAGCUCUUGGAGCUCUUCCUCAAGUAUAGACAUGGAGUAAAAAAGUGGAAUAUUCCUUCACUCCUGAUUUGUUAAGAACUGAUAGACCUCCAGCAAAGUGUAUUAUUAGUGUGCUUAAUUUGGUGCAUGUAUUAAAUUAGAACUGAAUCACAGAGGAUUGAAACUAAAAGGAAAACAGAAAAAAAUAUAGGAUGGAUCUAUAGAAGAGAUGAGAAAGCCAAGGUGCUCAGAGAUGAUGUAACUUAGCCACAAUCAGACUUAGUCUGUUAUAGAAGUGCCCUGUCUCAUGUUUCUGUCUUAAAUAUAUGCACUUUCUGAACAUUUAAAAAAUUAUCUCCAUCCACUUUCAUCUUGGUUUGGGCUUUGAAUAAAGACAAAAAAAAAAAAAAACUGAUCAACAACUGAAGAGUAUUGCAACCAUCAUGAUUGGAGUGGAGAGAUUCCACCGAACAAUCUGAGACAAAGGCCUAAUAGCAAAUUCAAUCAUACGAGUUCUUCUGAGAUUCAUUCCAGUAGUUGUAAACCAGAGACUUUUUUUUACAGUAAACAUUGUUAUUUAAAAAUUUAUUUGAAUAUUUAAAAAUAUAUUUAAAGAAAUCAACCAACUUAAGGAAGUAUAGUCUGUCAGAUAUGUAUAGAAGUAGAGUUCAUGGGCCGGCGCCAUGCUUAACAGGCUAAUCCUCCGCCUUGCGGUGCCGGCACACCGGGUUCUAGUCCCGGAUGGGGCGCCGGAUUCUAUCCCGGUUGCCCCUCUUCCAGGCCAGCUCUCUGCUAUGGCCCGGGAAGGCAGUGGAGGAUGGCCCAAGUGCUUGGGCCCUGCACCCGCAUGGGAGACCAGGAGAAGCACCUGGCUCCUGCCUUCGGAUCAGCGCAAUGUGCUGGCCGCAGCGGCCAUUGGAGAGUGAACCAAUGGCAAAGGAAGACCUUUCUCUCUCUCUCUCUCUCACUAUCCACUCUGCCUGUCAAAAAAAAAAAAGAAGUAGAGUUCAUGUAGUUUCAUAUAGAUCUAGUAAACAUUCUAGUUAGUUUUAAAGGUAUUUUAUCUUUGGACAGAGGAGCAUUUUUUCCUUCAUUCAGCAAAUGUAACUCAUGAGUGCCAACUAUGUGCCAAGUGCUGGACAGAUAAAGAAAAAUAAAAUAGUCAUUCUGAGCUCAGCAUCUGAAAAUGGGAGAAUAUUUGUGGAUAAUCUUGAUGCUAAGAUAUUUUUUCCUCACAUCUAGAAGUAGAAAUUGAAUUCUGAAAUUCUGCCUCUCACCUAAAAUAGGUGUAAUGUUGGCUGCUAUCUAGAAUAAGUUUUUGCUUUUCCUCUUUUAACUGCAGAUCUCUUUAAGACCAGCACCAAUUUCAAAAGGUCAAUUAAGAGACAGUAUUUUAAGGAAUUCUGUUCUGAUUGGAGGCACAUUCUUGACUGCGAUAGUCUCUUGUAUUUCUGAUGUCUGCUUACAGAAUGCACAGCACUUGAUCUGCUUACCUAGUGCACUUGAUAGCAUAAAAACCUGUAUUAGAGGAAAGCAUUGCUGCUUCUGAGAAUCAAGUUGUAGCAAAUACUAGCUCCUGUUUCUAAAAGUUUUCUUCACUGUUCACAUUUUGCUUUUACAGGGGGAAAAGGGAAGGAGAGAGGCCUGAAGUAGGUUUUCUUUUUUUAAAAGAUUUAAAUAUUUAUUUGAAAGAGUUACAGAGAGGAGAGACAAAUUUUCCAUCCACUAGUUCAUUCCCUAAAUGGUUACAAUGACCAGGGCUAGGCCAGGCUGAAGCCAGAAGCUUCUGGGUCUCCCAAGUAGGUGCAGGGGCCUAGGGACUUGGGCCAUCGUCCACUGCUUUCCCAGGUGCACAAGCAGGGAGCUGGAUUGGAAGUGGAGCAGCUGGGACUUGAACUGGUGCCUAUAUGGGAUGCCAGCACUGUAGGCCGCUGAUUAACCCACCGCACCACAGCACUGGCCCUAGUAAACAUUUUCGAAGGCAAGUUAAUCAUUAGCCUAAAAUCAUUUACAGAACGUUAUAUUUGCUAUAAUCAUUAAAUUCAUUGACUAAUUACUGGAAAAUGGGAUGAUCCUCUUUCCUUGUUUACAGGUUUGCAAGUGGAGAUACUAAGUUGAAUCUCAUUUUAGUCCUAUAUCUGAAAUACUGAUUUGACUAUGAAUCUUUAUUACUUGAUAUAUGUGCAUUUUACUUCCAGGUUAUGUUGUUUGUAGUAAGAUUAUCAUUCUUUUGAGCCCUACUUUGUAUUGAUUCCUUUCUACUUUGUUUCUAAAGUCAAAUUGCAUCCCUAGAUAUAAAUAGUAGUCAGUUUCUAAGAUCAAAUAAAUGCCCUAUGGCAACUUGGAAGACAAGUGUGUGACACAAUACCAUAUAAUCUAGAGAAUAUCACUACAGAUUAAAUAUGGUAAAAGAGCCAUCAAAAUCCAUUAUAAUUCCUCUUAAACUUUUACUAUUUGAUACCAGUUACAGCAGAUGAGAUAAAGUAUAUCUAAAUGUAACUAGCCAAUAUUAGCAUGCAAUAAAAACUUGUUGAAUUUGUCA
Molecule: messenger RNA, 6515 nt
Organism: Lepus europaeus (European hare)
Lineage: Eukaryota; Metazoa; Chordata; Mammalia; Lagomorpha; Leporidae
Gene: SYNJ2BP
Product: synaptojanin 2 binding protein
Exons: 4
Coding region: 94-531 (145 amino acids)
Molecular function (GO): protein binding
Source: RefSeq, a predicted model, not a curated record